Saprolegnia diclina VS20 is the source of this 521-nucleotide messenger RNA. RefSeq lists its product as hypothetical. The annotation marks the transcript as partial. The record is from RefSeq and is a predicted model, not a curated record. The transcript has a single exon. Lineage: Eukaryota; Oomycota; Saprolegniomycetes; Saprolegniales; Saprolegniaceae.
GUCGAGGGCCAAAGUCAGUUAGUCGAAAUCCCGACUGUGCUAAUCAUGUCGAGCGAGACCCCGACGCCGGACAUGGCUGCCGACGAGUCGCGGCCCGAGUACGAGCGGGUCGAGAAGAAGUCGCAGGUGUGGAAGUACAUCUACAAGCUCAAGAACGGACCCGAGCCCAACCGCCGGGGCACGCUCUGCGCCUACGUGUGCAAGCUCUGCGCCGACAACCCCAAGACGCCGUUCCAAGACGCACUGAUUGCGAUCCACAACGACAACACAUCGAACGGCACGUCGCAUCUUCGCAGCCACCACAGUACCAUCCAUCGAUCGCUCUUCGCCUCGGCGAGCAAGAAGCCGUCGCCGCAGGCCGGCACGCCCAAGCGCGAGAAGAAGGCGGUCUUGAAGAAGGAGCCGGUCGCCGCGGCGCUUCGGCCAAUGCCCAUCGAGACGGGCAACGGCUUCAAGCGCAUCCUCGUGACGGGCGGCGCCGGCUUCCUCGGCCUGCACCUCUGCCGCCGCCUCCUCGAGAU